Messenger RNA from Metopolophium dirhodum (rose-grain aphid), 1303 nucleotides. It is a transcript of the gene Sirt4, whose product is annotated as NAD-dependent protein deacylase Sirt4. The record is from RefSeq and is a predicted model, not a curated record. NCBI's taxonomy places the organism in Eukaryota, Metazoa, Arthropoda, Insecta, Hemiptera, Aphididae. The transcript has 4 exons. Gene Ontology annotation, molecular function: NAD+ binding. Bases 401 to 1240 code for a protein of 279 amino acids.
UCUAUGCGGCAUCCCCGAGCCACGAUUGUAAAAAAAAAUAAAGAAGUUUUUUAUCAAGGACUGUCUACUGUCUAGUCUUCAUGACGGACGUACCACGUACGUAGUUUUAGCCGACCGUCCAGUAGUCAACAAAAAUUAGAUUUGAAAUUUUGAAAUGGAUUUCUUUAGAGACAAAAUAAAAAUGUUGUCCUUUUGGGCUGUGGCAGACGGCAGCAUAGUUUAUAGGUCUACGGACGGCAGUGGUGGCACAGAAAUCAAAUAACAGAUUUACAAUUAAUAUAAAAUAUCUUCGAAUACUUUUGAUCAUAACAUUAUCACAGAAUGUGAUAAUACUACAUUAUUAUUUACCCAUGGUAAAGUUUACAUUUAAUAAUUCAACUCUAAUUUCGUACCAAAACACAUGCCUGUGCAAUCAUCGGAUGCAAUUACUCUUGAUCGUUUCAUUAAAGAACAUAAAAAAAUCCUUGUAUUAACUGGUGCAGGAAUAUCAACUGAAAGUGGUAUACCUGAUUAUCGUUCUGCUGAUGUCGGGUUGUACGCAAGAAGUAAAAAUCGCCCGGUAAUAUAUCAACAAUUUAUUAAAAAUCCAGAAGUACGUGUACGUUAUUGGGCUAGAAACUAUGUGGGAUGGCCUAGAUUUUCAUCAAUGUCGCCUAAUUAUGCACAUAAGUUUUUAAAGAAUUUGGAAGAUAAAAACAAAAUUGUUCAUAUAAUUACUCAAAAUGUUGAUAACUUGCAUACAAAAGCAGGAAGUAAAAAUGUUCUUGAAUUGCACGGAACUGCAUAUGUUGUACAUUGUUUAAAAUGUGAUUAUACAAUCGAUAGACAUAAAUUUCAAGAUGUUUUAUCAAGUUUAAACCCUCAAGUUUCCAUUAAAGAGUUGUACAGUGUCAGGCCUGAUGGUGAUGUUGAACUCACUCCAGAAGAAAUUGGCGGAUUUAAGGUUCCUGAAUGUCCAAAAUGUGAAGGAAAUUUAUUAAUUCCACGCAUUGUUUUUUUCGGAGACAACAUUCCAAAAAAACGAGUUCAGAGGGUGAAUGAUUUUGUGGAAGAAUGUGAUUCACUUCUGGUUAUGGGUUCAUCUCUAUUUGUAUAUUCAGGUUAUAGAAUAGUAUUAGGAACAAAAUCUGCUAAUAAACCUGUUGCUGUGGUAAAUAUAGGGCCAACUAGGGCUGAUGACUGUGUGGAUUUUAAAAUUGAAGCAAGAUUUGGUGAAAUAUUACCAUUGUUAAGUCCUUAAUCUAUCUUUAAGAUUUUACUAUUAUGACCAUUAUAUAUUUUUAAUAAAAAUGUUUUGUUUUUA